UAUCAUUUCAAAUGUAUUUAAUAUUCUUGCGAGUUAGACCCUACCAUCUCGUGGUCUUAUUGCCAAAAACUAUAGAGUAAUGAUACUAAUAAUAUGUCAACGAUUUUCUGGUAAGGAGACGAGUUAAGAAGAGGUCAUCUCCACGAAUUUGACUGAGAACAAUACCAAAGCUGGUUUUGCUCGUCAAAGUAUCAAUUCUCGACUAUUCAUUUCAACGUCGCAUCAUCAAACACGUAUAUAUAAAUACCUACACCUACCAACAUGAAAAACCCACCACAACUUAAUUACCAAGUCCUGAAACAUCGAUCGAUUCUUCACAUUUACAUAUACACAUAUAAAAUCAAGAUCCACCAGAUAUACGUAGAAUGUCGCCGUCAAUGAUAGCGCUGGUGGUGGAAGAAGAGAACAAGAAAUACCAAAGAGGUGUGAAACAUCUUUGUGACAACGGUCUGACCGAAGUGCCAACCAAAUAUAUAUGGCCUGAACCUGACCGACCCAUCUUCACAAAACCCGACAAGCUCAUCGAACCAAAACAAAACCUAAAGCUACCCAUCAUAGAUGUCGCCGAGCUCCUUGGACCUAACCGGUCUCAUGUCCUACGAACCAUAGCCGAGGCCUGCGAAAACUAUGGAUUCUUCCAGGUGGUGAAUCAUGGAAUGGAGGGAGACGUGAGCAGGUAUAUGAUAGAAGUCUGUAAGAGAUUCUUUGAGCUUCCGUACGAGGAGAGAUCAAAGUACAUGACGUCGGACAUGUCGGCUCCAGUACGGUACGGCACGAGUUUUAACCAGAGCAAAGACAAUAUCUUUUGCUGGAGGGACUUCUUGAAACUCUCUGCACAUCCUCUCCCUGAUUAUUUUCCUUAUUGGCCUUCUUCUCCAUCCGAUUUCAGGAGUUUGGCGGCUAUUUACGCGAAAGAAACGAAAGAGAUGUUCGAUUUGAUGGUGAAAGCCAUAUUGGAGAGCCUUGAAAUCGACGGUGAGGGAGACAAGGCGGCCGAGGAGUUGAAAGAAGGUAGUCAGUUGGUGGUUGUGAACUGUUAUCCGCCGUGUCCACAGCCGGAGCUGACGCUGGGGAUGCCACCACACUCCGAUUACGGCUUCGUGACUCUUCUUCUGCAAGACGACGUUGAAGGGCUUCAGAUUAUGUACCGUGACGAAUGGGUCACUGUUGAUCCCAUUCCUGGCUCCUUUGUCGUCAACGUUGGUGAUCAUCUCGAGAUAUUUAGCAACGGGAGGUACAAAAGCGUGUUACAUAGGGUAUUGGUGAAUUCCACAAAGCCUAGGAUAUCAGUUGCGUCGCUGCAUAGCUUCCCUUUGACAUCCGUUGUGAAGCCCUCGCCGAAACUCACCGACGAGCAUAAUCCACCACAGUAUAUGGACACCGAUUUUGCCACUUUUCUUCAGUAUAUAUCUUCUCGAGAACCCAAGUGGAAGAAUUUUCUCGAAUCACGCAAGAUUCACCAUAUAAGAUGAACGAAAAAUAUGAUCAUCUUUCUUCUUGUAAUGUUAAUAAAGAUAAGGUGAAUUAGAUUAAUUGUGGUAUAGAUCUAAGUCAAGGUUAAAAGAUGAUAAAUAAUAUAAGUCUCUAGCUUUGUUUCAUAUAGGGGGUAACCUAAACCCAACCAAACCGGAACAAAAUGUCUCCUACAUUAAUCUCGAAUUACAUGUUCAACAUAAUCUUUCUUUUAACAGCACUUGUUGUGAUAAUCUAAGAAGUCGAAUAAGAAUUCCAGUUGAUUGAUUUGCUUAUA
Molecule: messenger RNA, 1750 nt
Organism: Brassica napus (rape)
Lineage: Eukaryota; Viridiplantae; Streptophyta; Magnoliopsida; Brassicales; Brassicaceae
Product: probable 2-oxoglutarate-dependent dioxygenase SLC1
Exons: 5
Coding region: 366-1472 (368 amino acids)
Source: RefSeq, a predicted model, not a curated record